Messenger RNA from Catharus ustulatus (Swainson's thrush), 1684 nucleotides. RefSeq names its product proton activated chloride channel 1 (gene PACC1). Gene Ontology annotation, cellular component: cell surface. NCBI's taxonomy places the organism in Eukaryota, Metazoa, Chordata, Aves, Passeriformes, Turdidae. The transcript has 8 exons. The coding region runs from base 210 to 1169 and encodes 319 amino acids. The record is from RefSeq and is a predicted model, not a curated record.
CCCGUGGCUGCCCCGCCCGUGCGGGGCCCCGCGGCGCCGCUCCCGCCGAUGCUAUGCCAAAGCCAGAGGUGUCCGCAUCCUACCAGGAGAAAUUCCAACAAUUGCAAGUUGAGAGCAUGUUUGGAAAUUGAACCACUGUUUUAACUACACAGCUGAGUGAAGAUGUGGAGCGAGUAUCUGAAAAUCCAACAGAGGAGAGAGAAGGGGAGAUGGAAGUUAAUGAAGAUUCCAACUCUGUUAUUUUACCAGAUGGUGAACUGGGUACCACUACCCCUUCUUUGCGUUUCAGCAAGACCUGCCUAAAGAAUGUUUUUUCAGUAAUUCUCCUGUUUAUUUAUCUACUGCUCAUGGCUGUAGCUGUGUUCCUUGUCUACCAAACCAUCAGUGACUUCAGGGAGAAGCUCAAGCACCCAGUGAUGUCUGUCACUUACAAGGAAGUGUCCUUGUAUGAUGCACCUGGUAUUGCCUUUUACCCAGGCAAGGCUCGGCUGCUUAGCUGCAAGCAUCAUUACUACGAUCACAUUCCACCUCUGAUAAAUCCAGGUCAGCCAGGAGACAUUGAAUGCACCACUCAGAGGAUCAACUACACAGAUCCUUUUACUAAUCAAACUAUGAAAUAUGCUUUGAUUGUUCAAGGCCCUCGUGAUGUGAAGAAAAGGGAACUGGUGUUUUUACAGUUCCAUUUAAAUGAAACAGACCAAGAUUUCAGUGCCAUUGACUACCUGCUGUUUUCUUCUUUCCAAGAGUUCGUCAGCAGUCCAGAAAAAGCAAAAUUCAUGAAGGACUGUGAAAGCUCAUACUCCAGCUGGAAGUUUUCUGGAGGCUUCCGAACUUGGGUCAAGAUGUCCUUGGUCAAAACAAAAGAAGAAGAUGGUAGUGAGACUGUGGAAUUCAAACAGGAGACCAGUGUGGUUAACUACAUUGACCAGAGAACUAAACCAAGGAGUGACCAGCUGUUCUUUGUGGUGUUUGAAUGGAAAGAUCCUUUCAUACAGACUGUUCAGGACAUUAUCACAGCAAAUCCAUGGAACAUGAUUGCUCUUCUUUGUGGUAUCUUUCUGGCCCUGUUCAAGGCAGCAGACUUUGCCAAGUUAAGUGUUAAGUGGAUGAUCAAAAUCCGAAGAAGGCAUCUCAAGAGGACUCGUCAAGUAACGAACCACAUAAGCUGAGACUAAGACUGCCUUUUAACUGUUCAUAGCAGGAGGGAUAGAAAAUAACUGGAAUAAGCUGCAAUCAGCAAUUAAAGCUGAAAACCAGGUAUGUUUUCUUCCAGAGAGAUGCUGGCUGGAAGAACAGCCUAGUGAACCGGCUCAGAACUGCAGGAGGAGCUAACUCUAGGACAGGUCUAACAAACUCACGCUUUUCUAGUCCAAGUUUAACAAGUUUACCUCGGUGUAUGGGGAAACCAGGGGGAAAGGGGGGAAUUCACUGAUGGUCAGAAAGUCAUCUCUGUAGUAAAUUGAGAAAAAUGGACAGUGUUUGAAUAUUUCUUAGCCAGACCCUUUACUUUCUGCAUCAGCUGUCACUGCCUUGAUGGGCACUCAGUGGAAAGUAAAGGACUCUGAACACAUCCUGGCCUCUCUUCUCCAAAGUAUGUUUUGAAACAAAAUACACUGGAAUUCUAUUACAUGUCAUCUUUAAAUCAAAGUACAACGACUUUAAUAUUAAAUAAUCCUUCAAGUAA